This is a messenger RNA of Cryptosporidium ubiquitum, 381 nucleotides long. Its product is annotated as 60s ribosomal protein L35. The coding region runs from base 1 to 381 and encodes 126 amino acids. Lineage: Eukaryota; Apicomplexa; Conoidasida; Eucoccidiorida; Cryptosporidiidae. Gene Ontology annotation, molecular function: structural constituent of ribosome; mRNA binding. The record is from RefSeq and is a predicted model, not a curated record. Gene Ontology annotation, biological process: maturation of LSU-rRNA from tricistronic rRNA transcript (SSU-rRNA, 5.8S rRNA, LSU-rRNA); translation. Gene Ontology annotation, cellular component: ribosome; cytosolic large ribosomal subunit. The transcript has a single exon.
AUGAACAAAAACUCAGGAUUACAGAUUAAGCAGUUAAUUUCACUCUCUGAGGAGGAACUUACUGUUAAGAUUGAUGAACUUAAGAAGGAAUUAGCAAGCUUGAGAGUUAUUCAAUCCACUGGUACUGCUCCAAACAAGCUUUCUAGAAUUAAUGUUGUCAGAAAGGCAAUUGCUCGCAUCUUGACAAUUUUGUCUCAAAGAAACAUCAAGAACUUAAGAGAGAAAUACGCAGGUUCUAAAUUUAUGCCUUUGGACUUACGCAAGAAGUUGACUAGAGCUAAAAGAAGAGCUCUGACACCACAACAAGCCAAGAAGAUGACUGUUAAGGCCAGCAAGAAGGCUUUGAAUUUCCCAAAGAGAAAGUUUGCUAUCAUUGCAUGA